UUUGCAUCAACAACGCACGCGGAAACUCGGGGAGACUCAGCGACACGCCUUCGAAAGCGGUAGAAGGUGCGCAGCGUGGACAACGACAGGAUGGCUUCGCGAGAGCUCGACAUCGUCCUCUUCGGCGCCACGGGUGUGACGGGCUUGUAUGUGGUGGAGGAGCUGCACCGUUCUUCCGAGGGCCUUCGGUGGGGCGUCGCCGGGAGGAACGCCGAGAAGUUGCGGAGCACUCUGCGCGAAGCCGCCAAGAACCUCAGCCUAGAAGAAGGUGCUCUGGACGAUGUCCCGGUUAUCGUGGCUGAUGUGGCCAACGAGGAGUCCCUGCUGGCUAUGGCGAAGCGGACACGUCUCGUGCUCAACACGGUUGGGCCGUACCGCUUCUUUGGACGCCAGGUGGUGAAGGCUUGCGUUGACAGUGGCACCCAUCACAUUGAUGUCAGUGGAGAACCGCAGUACCUUGAGCGGAUGCAGCUGGAGUUCUACGACGAGGCUCGUGAAAAGGGCAUCGUGGUGCUGGGCGCUUGCGGCUUCGACAGCAUUCCUGCAGAGCUUUGCCUGAUGUACCUGCGCGAGCACUUUGAAGGUGAUCUGGACCAAGUGGAAUCAUUCGUGUUCAUGAAACAGGGUCCGCGGGGCAUGAAGAUCAACUUUGGCACCUGGCAGAGUGCUAUGUAUGGGCUGGCGCAUGCAUCCGAGCUUGUGGAUCUGCGUCGUGAAGCUCGUGAAAAGCUCUUCGCUAAGCCACUCCCUCCACGUCACACACGUCUGGAUCGCAGGAAUGCCUUGUUCUGGAGUGAUGUGGCCCGGGGAUGGUGCCUGCCAUUUUUGGGAAGUGACCGGUCCGUGAUGAUCCACAGCGAGAUGUUCCGGCACCAGCUUAGUGGCACAAAGCCAGUGCAAAUCCAAACAUAUCUGCGGGUGCCAGGCUUCUUCAGCGGCGUGGGGCUUGUCAUUAUUGCGGCUAUGUUUGGCCUGAUGAGCAUGUUCAGCUGUGGCCGCUGGCUUCUCGAGAAGUUCCCUGGCUUCUUCUCCGCUGGCAUGGUGCGGCAUGGUGGGCCUACAAGGGAGCAGGCCAUGGGUUGCUCAUUCACAAUGACCAUGCGUGGCCGUGGCUGGACAGAGAAGCUGGCCGAGAACACUGACCGACAUGCAGGACCAAUGGACCGUUCUCUCACCAUUCAGCUCGCCGGACCAGACCCGGCAUAUGUGACGACUGCAGUCUGCAUGGUGCAAGUGGCCGUGGUGGUGCUGAAGGAGCAGCAGAAGAUGGUCGUCAAAGGUGGAGUCCUCAGCCCCGGAGUUGCUCUUGAUGGGACCUCGUUCAUGGAGAGGGUCCUCAAGCGGGGCUUCAGCGUAGCUGUGGUCUCCGACUGAAGGAGGUGUGCUUGGGCCCCGCUCACCUGUGGAUCCAUUCCAUGCUUGUGUUGCCUACUACAGUGAAUUUACCUUGUUUCCAGGAACAAUCGUAUUUGGAAAGGAAAAAUAUAUCCUACUUAUUACUGGGAAAUUGUUUGUCUACCUUGCUU
Molecule: messenger RNA, 1526 nt
Organism: Rhipicephalus sanguineus (brown dog tick)
Lineage: Eukaryota; Metazoa; Arthropoda; Arachnida; Ixodida; Ixodidae
Product: saccharopine dehydrogenase-like oxidoreductase
Exons: 12
Coding region: 91-1374 (427 amino acids)
Biological process (GO): glycolipid biosynthetic process
Cellular component (GO): plasma membrane; mitochondrion; lipid droplet
Source: RefSeq, a predicted model, not a curated record